Drosophila virilis is the source of this 2892-nucleotide messenger RNA. NCBI's taxonomy places the organism in Eukaryota, Metazoa, Arthropoda, Insecta, Diptera, Drosophilidae. The record is from RefSeq and is a predicted model, not a curated record.
CCGCCAUUUUUUGCGCUACAGCGUUGCAUAUGCCGAAUGGUCGUCGACUAUUUGUAGUACUCUACGUUUUUUUAUACUCCAAGAAAAUAAAUAUAAAAUGCUAGCGCAUUUAAAUGUGCACUAAGCGAACCGGCGAGCACAACGAUUGCAUAUACGAAGGACAAGUGAACGGUUAACAAGCAAUUACGCAUGUGUUACGUACUGCCAGCGCCGUGUUAUCAUCAGAAUCAGCGCAGCCGCCAUAAAACUGUCUCGAGAAUUGCAAUUAAUUGCGGAAUCAAUAGGAAACAACAGCAUCCAGAGCCGCAAACAAGGCCGUGGGCGUGUUUGCCAAGCGUUCCAACAUGAGUUUUUCCAGCGACGAGGUGAACUUUCUAGUUUUCCGAUAUCUACAGGAGUCAGGCUUUCUACACUCCGCCUAUGUCUUUGGCAUCGAGUCUCACAUCUCGCAGAGCAACAUAAAUGGUGCUCUUGUGCCGCCCGCUGCCCUACUCACCAUACUGCAGAAGGGUCUGCUCUACACGGAGGUGGAGUGGAGCGUGGGCGAGGAUGGAGAGAUGGCGCGACCCAUCGAGGGCCUCAGCCUGAUAGACGCUGUGAUGCCGGAAGUGAAGCCGCCAAAGCCGACAGUCAAAACAGAGCCGGGCAAACCGGCCGUCGAUGCCAGCACGCCGGCCAAUGUCAAUUCGAAUAGCAAUCCGAAAACGGAAAUCAAGAUCGAGCCGGGCACAGGCAAUACGACUGCUGGCGCUGCCGCCAAGGGCACCAAUGCCAGCACCGGCACCAGCACGCCCACCGGCAGCAGCGGCGCCGACACCAACGAGGUGGACUCCAGCGGCACCGCGGCAUCCAACAACAGCAAUACCGCCGCCGCCAGUGGUAACAAUGCCAGCGGCACAGCUGCCGGCGCUGCUGCCGCCAACUCAACGACAGCUGCGGCCAGCGGCAAUGCGGACAGUGCUGGCGGUGCAGCUGCGGCGGCUAACAAAAAGGCGGGAGCUAACGAAUCUGGAGCCACCAGCAGUACGGCGGCCUAUCCGAAUGCCACAAACGCAGAUGAUGCCGCCUCAUCUACGUCCACAAAUGGCAACAGCAGCAACGCCAGCAGCGUGGAACAGCCAGCGGCAGGCGGCACGCCUGCCGUGCCAGCCGGUGCCAAUGCGGAGGCUGGUACAACGGCUGCGGGAACUGCUGCAACGGGCGCCAAGGCGGCCAGCGGUGCAGCUAGCACGCCGGCAACCCGAGUCGGCACUCAGGGCAAUAAUGUGCAGACCACCUGCCCGACGACGGCGCAAAGUGCAGUCCCCAGCAGCACCACACCGGGCAACGGUGGUAGUGGCGGUGGUGGCACGCCCGGCAGCACUGUCGUCGAGGCAAUGGACAUUGAUCAGAGCAUAGAGAUACCUGAAUCAAAGGCCCGCGUGCUGCGCGGCCACGAGAGCGAAGUGUUCAUCUGCGCCUGGAAUCCCAGUCGAGAUCUGCUUGCCAGUGGCUCCGGCGACAGCACCGCACGCAUCUGGGACAUGUCCGAUGCGAACGCCAACUCCAGCCAGCUGGUAUUGCGGCACUGCAUACAGAAAGGCGGCGCGGAGGUGCCCAGCAAUAAGGAUGUCACCUCGUUGGACUGGAACUGCGACGGCUCGCUUCUGGCCACGGGCAGCUACGAUGGCUACGCACGCAUCUGGAAGACAGAUGGUCGCUUGGCCUCCACGUUGGGCCAGCACAAGGGUCCCAUCUUUGCGCUCAAGUGGAACAAAUGCGGCAAUUAUAUUCUGUCCGCGGGCGUGGACAAAACGACAAUCAUCUGGGACGCAUCCACAGGCCAGUGCACGCAACAGUUUGCGUUCCAUAGUGCGCCCGCCUUGGACGUCGAUUGGCAAUCGAAUCAGUCGUUUGCCUCGUGCAGCACAGAUCAGCGAAUCCAUGUGUGCCGGCUGGGCAUGAACGAACCGAUCAAAACGUUCCGUGGACACACGAACGAGGUGAAUGCAAUCAAAUGGUGUCCGCAGGGUCAGCUGUUGGCUUCCUGCUCCGAUGAUAUGACACUCAAGAUCUGGAGUAUGACGCGCGAUCGUUGCUGCCACGAUUUGCAGGCGCACUCCAAAGAGAUCUACACGAUAAAAUGGUCACCCACCGGACCCGGCACAAAUAAUCCCAACACGAAUCUGAUACUCGCCUCCGCAUCGUUCGAUUCGACGGUCCGCCUGUGGGAUGUGGAACGCGGCAGCUGCAUACAUACGCUUACCAAGCACACGGAACCCGUCUAUUCCGUGGCCUUCAGUCCGGAUGGCAAGCAUCUGGCCUCGGGCAGCUUUGACAAGUGCGUGCACAUCUGGAGCACACAGACCGGACAGCUGGUGCACAGCUACAAGGGUACGGGCGGUAUUUUUGAGGUCUGCUGGAAUUCCAAGGGCACCAAAGUGGGCGCCAGUGCAUCCGAUGGCAGCGUUUUUGUGCUCGAUCUGCGAAAGUUCUGAUCCGCAGCAGCAACAACAGCAACAGCAACAACAGCAGCAGCAGCAGCAGCAGCAGCAAUAAUUGAUACAUCUGCCAACUCCCAGCACCUUUUAGGUUAUGCGUAUUGACGUGACCUGGAUUCUAAUAUGCUUUUCGCUUCUGUUUUGAAUGUUAACUUCAAUGUUCUGCCCACUGUCCAUUCACUGAGUUUUUUCUCCCUCCUGCCGCCUCCCUCACUUCAAGUCAAGACACGUUGCCCCUGUCUGUGUGCUGCAAGUGUCGCUCGCGGGGCGUGGCAAACCGAGUUUAAGAACGCCUCGCGCAGCGAUCUCGACCAGUUGUCAGUCGGCGGGAAACGCGCUUUUAAUUUAGCCGUAAGCUCCAUAUGUUUCUAAGUAUUCAUUUUUAUACACAGAUAACUCGUUUAGUAUAUAA